Messenger RNA from Hevea brasiliensis (rubber tree), 2923 nucleotides. RefSeq names its product probable receptor-like protein kinase At5g24010. Bases 1 to 2619 code for a protein of 872 amino acids. The record is from RefSeq and is a predicted model, not a curated record. The transcript has a single exon. Gene Ontology annotation, biological process: protein autophosphorylation. NCBI's taxonomy places the organism in Eukaryota, Viridiplantae, Streptophyta, Magnoliopsida, Malpighiales, Euphorbiaceae. Gene Ontology annotation, cellular component: plasmodesma; plasma membrane. Gene Ontology annotation, molecular function: ATP binding; transmembrane receptor protein tyrosine kinase activity.
AUGCUUAAUAAUUGCCAUUCACUUUCUCUUAGUUGCUGCUAUACACAUGUGACAUCUCUCUUUUUCCACUGGUGCAAAAAUCAAAUUUCCAUGGCAAAGUUUCUUUAUCCUCCCCUUCUCAUCAAAUUCCUUUCUCUUUUACUUCUUUCAUCUACUUGCACUUCAGCUACUAAUUACUCCAUAAACUGUGGAUCAGGAUCCAUUGUUAGUCUUAAUGAUGGCCGGACUUUCGCUGGUGAUGAAAAUUCUGGUUACUUCUCUACAGGAAAUGGUGGUUCUAUCAGCAACGAUUCAGGAUUACCUGCAGACACUUCUCCUCUCUAUCAAACCGCAAGAAUUUUCAGGCAGCCAUCACCUUAUGAGCUCACAAUCACUGAUAAUGGCACAUACUUAGUACGCCUUCAUUUCUAUGCUUUCAGCUCUAAAGGAACUAAUCUUUCUGAGGCUUUAUUCAGUGUUUCCACUUCAAAAUUCUUGCUCUUAUCUAAUUUUAGUGUGAAGAACACUAGCCAUUUACCAGUGAUCAAAGAGUUCUUGCUCACUAUAAAUGAAGAAAAGCUUAGAAUUUACUUCAUACCUGCUACAGAGACGUCUUUUGCUUUUCUUAAUGCCUUGGAAGUCCUUAUUCUUCCUCAGGACUUCAUCAAGGAUGAAUAUGCCGUUGCAGUCCCACCCAUAGGAACUGGAAAUGGUACUUUCCAUGGUUUGCUGUCCCAUGCUUUCCAGACACUCUAUAGGAUCGAUGUUGGACAGAAUACUAAUAUAUCAAAUGAUCCAUUCUGGAGGGACUGGGUGGGGGAUGAUCCUUACCUACUUCCAGGGUCUUCUGCUAGAAACUGUGCUUUUUAUUCUGGUAAGCUUAAUCAUGCUCCUGGAGCGACGGUGGUUCAAGAUAUGACCCCAGACCUUGUGUACAGGACUUGCAAAGAAGUGAGCAUAGAUAGUAGUGUGGCAUCAAAUUAUUCUUAUAUAACUUGGCGUUUCAAUGUGAGGAAGAAAACUAAUCAUCUCGUUCGCCUUCACUUCUGCGACACUAUCAGUAAGUCACCUGGUACUUUGAAGUUUGAUCUAUACAUUUACACAAAAUUCAGCCAGCUCGUUAAUUCUUCCGAAGUUAAUGGCGCUACUUUGGCAGCUCCAUUUUUUGCUGAUUAUGUCAUUGAAUCUGAUGAUUCUGGAUAUAUAAACUUCAGUAUAGUCCCUAACAAUGAUUCAGAAAUGAAAAAAGCCUUUCUAAAUGGAGUGGAGAUUAUGGAGUUUUUGACAAACACACGCAUGAAUUUGGGUCAUCUCGGACAUCCAAGCAAACAUCUUGUUCUUGUAAUUGGUUUGUCAGUUGGGUGUGUGGUUUUGAUUUCCCUUUUGAUAAUCUUGUUCCUGUUUGUUUUGAGACGUAAGAAAGCUAAGCCUGUUGUAGCUUUGGUUCUGAAGGAUGAUGUUCCUCCUGGGGGAGGGAGGCCUCACAGUUUGAUAACGGAAACAACUGUCAAUUCCUUCCCUGUUCCUAGUUUGAAUCUCAAGUUAAAGAUGUCUUUCUCUGAAAUACAGGCUGCUACUAGGGACUUCGACACCGAAUUGUUGAUUGGUGAGGGUGGGUUUGGUAAAGUUUACAAAGGAACUCUUCCCACUGGAAUGAAGGUGGCUGUUAAACGAAGCGAUUCAAGCCAUGGCCAGGGCCUUCCAGAAUUCCAGACUGAAGUUAUGGUCCUAUCCAAAAUUCGCCACCGUCACCUUGUUUCCUUGAUUGGGUACUGUUAUGAAGGAUCUGAGAUGAUACUGGUUUAUGAAUUCAUGGAAAAGGGGACUCUGAGAGAGCAGCUAUACACCUGGAAAGAGAACUCAAACACUGCAUCUGUGCCACCUAGAUUGACUUGGAAGCAAAGGCUUGAAAUCUGCAUAGGUGCAGCUAAGGGUCUUCAUUACCUUCACACUGGUUCUGAUUGGGGAAUCAUUCAUGGAGAUGUUAAGUCAACAAACAUCUUGCUUGAUGAACAUUAUGUGGCAAAAGUUGCUGAUUUUGGUCUUUCACGUUCGGGCCCUCCUAAUACAGACCAUUGCAGAACGGGUCUGAUAGGAAGCUUCGGUUAUCUUGAUCCUGAAUAUGUGAGAACUCUUCAGUUAACUGAUAAAUCGGAUGUCUACUCCUUUGGUGUGGUACUUCUUGAAAUACUUUGUGCUCGACCUCCUAUUGUGAACUCUACCAGGAGAGAGGAAAUAAACUUAGCUGAAUGGGGGAUGUUUUGGCUAAAGAAAGGGGAAAUAGAAAAGAUUAUUGAUCCUUCAUUGGCUGGUCAGAUUAAUCCUCACUCAUUGAGAAAGUUCGGUGAAAUAUCUGAGCAGUGCUUGAAGGUAGAAGGGGCUAACAGACCUACAAUGCUUGAUGUGCACUGGGACUUAGAAUAUGCACUGCGGCUGCAACAAACUCCAGUGCCCAGAGAACCAUAUGAGGACAGCAGAACAGAUGUUUCAUCAAAUUUUGUAAUGAGUCUGGGCUAUAACAGUUUCCCCCGUGAAGAUGACUCUGUGCACAUUGCCGAUGAUGCUCACUCAGGCUUGAAGUUCCUUUCCUCCCAAUCAAUUAUGAUGGUCCCAGAUAAUCUUCACAAUCAACACAUUUAGAUGACCAGUGUCUAGUGUCUGCUUACUAUAUUGUUUUUGGUUAUAUAUAUAUAAUUCGCUUCAACUAGGAAUCGAACUUGAGCUCUUAUAAUUUUGGAGAUGACUCCAGUAUUAUGUACUAAGAUAAAGAUCACUGGUCUACUAUAUAGUAUCCUUGCAACCUUUAGACCAUCUAUUAGCAUAUAUUGGUACUCUUGUUUAUUCAAGCUGUUGGAAAGUUCAGAGAUUAGUUCGGUAAAGUUACUCAUUUAUCAUUAGCUGUAAAUUGCCGGAAAGAAAUGAGAAUCAGGUGUGAUUAUUGGAA